Molecule: messenger RNA, 288 nt
Organism: Protopolystoma xenopodis
Lineage: Eukaryota; Metazoa; Platyhelminthes; Monogenea; Polystomatidea; Polystomatidae
Source: the annotation of a GenBank genome assembly
CUUUUUCCUAUUUCCACCAUUGAGGAUCAAAAUAUUCCUCAGCACAAUGUAUCCGAAGUUGCGCCUUUAAACUGUCAAUGCCUGCCAAAUUCGACUUUGAUGCUGCAAAUAAGCACUGAGAGUCCUGUUGUGGCUUUAGUCCAACCCCAAACUUCGCUCAAACGGCAUGCAAAUUGUUCCGUUGGUUACCUUACUGGACACAAAUUGUUGCCUGUGUUUUGGACAACCAAUGUUUUUGCGUCUCUUGGAGGCGGUUCAGGUCAGUUUCUUUUAAUAUCUUUCGAAUAA